AUGCUCUCCUAUUCAAACAUCGUAAUACUCCUGCUUCUGGUAACUCCAGCGAACAGCAAACAUGCUCAUCGAAUCCACACAAAAUCCACUGGCUCCAGUCUUCCACUUGGCAUCAAGGUCGAGGAAAAUCCCAACUGUCCAGUCAUGCUUCACUCAGAUGUGGAGGAUAGCAUCGAGAAAACUUAUGAAAAAGCGCAGGCUGUCGUCAUCGGGAUCAUCAUUUCGCUGAUUGUGCUUACAGUAACUCUCUUGGUAGUUAUCUUGUGCUGUUGCCGCCGAACAAUCGCACUACGAGACAACACAACGUAUACUGCUGUUCAACGAUUUGAGCCGGUAAUUAAACUCGCAGAAGAAUGCUCAUCAAACAUCUACUCAAAAGGUCCACUCACUCCUCGCAAUGCCAGAUGUCCUUCAAUCACUGUCUAA
Messenger RNA from Caenorhabditis briggsae, 426 nucleotides. The record is from RefSeq and is a predicted model, not a curated record. Lineage: Eukaryota; Metazoa; Nematoda; Chromadorea; Rhabditida; Rhabditidae. Bases 1 to 426 code for a protein of 141 amino acids. The transcript has 3 exons.